AUGCGUGGUUUCUACAUGGGACUCGGCGCUAUCGCCCUCCAGGUCGCUGCCGUCUCUGGUCACAAGUACGGUGAGCAGUACUCGAACACCACCGUGAUCGGCUCGCAGGGACUCGUCACGAGCUCUAUCGAGAUGACGACGCAGACCGUCUACGCCACCAAGGUCCGCACCAUUACCUCCUGCAAGCCCGAGGUCACCAACUGCCCGGCCGGCGGCCAUCACGUCACAACUGAGACCAUCGCCAUCUCAACGACCGUCUGCCCCGUGUCCGAGGCCGACAAGACCAAGCCUACCACCACCCCUACCCCGACGCAGUUCACGACCUCGACUGUCUACAUGACCAACGUUCGCACCAUCACCUCGUGCCCUCCCCAGGUCCCCAACUGCCCCGGCGGCACCCACGUCACCACCGAGACCAUUGCCCUCUCGACCACCGUGUGCCCCGUCACCGAGAGCCACCCCCCUAAGACCCUGGUCACGCAGAACCCUCCCCAUUCGCAGCCUCCCAAGCCUCAGCCGUCUGCCAAGACCACGGCCGUCGGCACCGGCUCCUUCUUCCCUCCCACCCUUACCGGCACCGCUCCCAUCGGUCUCCCUACCGCUGCCGCCGGCCGUGUUGGCUCCGGUAUGGCCGGUGUCGCCGCCGGUGUCCUCAUCGCCGCCCUUCUCUAG
Verticillium nonalfalfae is the source of this 672-nucleotide messenger RNA. RefSeq lists its product as uncharacterized. Bases 1 to 672 code for a protein of 223 amino acids. The record is from RefSeq and is a predicted model, not a curated record. NCBI's taxonomy places the organism in Eukaryota, Fungi, Ascomycota, Sordariomycetes, Glomerellales, Plectosphaerellaceae. The transcript has a single exon.